GACCGAUAGCCACCGCGAAGCCCUAGAUUUUUCUUUGUCAAUCCAUCGUGUUUUUUUGUUGUUUUUUUGGAACCCAGAAACGAUUAUACGAGAUCCCGCGCUCGCGCACCAGGAGAAUGGGGCGAGAGAGAGGGAAGAGUGGCGUCCCUUUUGCCCAUUAGUUCCCUUUCUCUCCACUCUUGUCGUCCCUUCCGCUCCGCCCUGUGCACAGUUUUCUCCAGCCACAGACGAAGUAGCAGGAGGUGAAGUUCCUAACUACCGCCACUGUCCACUCCAGCCACAGCCGACGCAGCAGAGGCUGAUUUUGCUAAUCGCACUAGCUUGGGAAUAGACAGCACCCUCGCAUUUGUACUGAGAAAGCUAGCAAGGGGAGAGAGAUAGGGAGGCAUAGCUUGUAGCUACGGGCAGGGGGGGAUGGAGGGAGAGGGGAAAGGGAAGGCGGUGAAGAAGAAGGAAGAGACAUCCACCUCUUCCUCCUUCUCCUUCUCUAACAUUGCUCUCGAUGAUGACCUCUUCAAGCUCGUUGAUGAUGCUGCUCCUGCUUCUCGCUCUCUCAAGUUCCAACCUAAGUUCAAGCCCAAGCCCAAGCCCAAGGGCGCCAGCCCCUCCACCUCCAUCAAGCAGGAGUCUGUCCCCAUCAAGCCAGAACCUGAUGCUAACCCCAAGCCAGAGCUGGCCGAGCCCGUCGAUGCCGCUAUUGACUGCACCCCCAUGGACGUGGAUCCCUCGACCGAUGUGGGCAAUGAUGAGCCUGAGAGUGUGAGCCCACAAGGAAAUAGAGUCGUUCAGGAGAUCGACGUUUUCUUCAAUCCUUCCCCCGUUGAUGUGAAUGCCCAGCUUUACAUAAUACAAUAUCCUCUUCGACCUUGUUGGCGUCCUUAUGAACUUAAUGAAAGGUGUCAAGAGGUGAGAGUGAAACCUAAACAGUCCAAAGUGGAAGUGGAUUUGGCCAUAGAUGUUCGAUCUGAAAACUACGAUAGCACUGUUGAAGACUCUUUACGAAUUGAGAAGCAGACCCUGUCAUCAUCCAAGACACCCCCAGUGACAGGCUAUGCUGUCGGCUUUCUAAUCGGAAAGAAGUUACACUUGAAUCCUAUUCAUGCAGUUGUGCAGCUCCGACCUUCAAUGGCAUACCUAAAUGCUUCCCAGGGCCCCAUGAGAAAAAGUGGUGGAGUUGAAAUGAAGGAUGGGAGUGUGAAAUCUGCUGAGCCUUCUAACCGUCCAGCAAUGGUGAACAAAGAUGGUUCAGGACUUGUUGGUACUCAAAGUAAACGGCCCAUGUCGUACGCACAGAUUAAGCAAGAGAAUGAUUCAGAGGCCUGGAUUUCUCUGGAAUAUUUGGGUACAGAUAGCCCCUCAGCUAACAGAUAUCAGCAACAGCUUGUGUCUGAAGAUGUUUCCUCAGUUCACUUAUCCAUGCACCUGGAUGACUACAUCAAUUCUUUAGUGCCUGGGAGGCCUGUGAGUUUACUCACGGGAAAGUCCAAAAGUGAUGGUAGAACUGAUAUGUUAGGAAGAAGAAUUGACAAACUUCCUUGGGAACAUUGGUUGGAAAGGUGGUAUGUAGCGGAGCAUAUUCAAGUUGCUCGAUUUGCCGAUAUCAUGCGGGUUGCCUAUGGUUCUACAGAACAGGAUGUCCUUCAGGAGCUUCAACAGAAUGCACAUUUAGUAAAGGGUUUGUGGGUUCCCAAAAGUAAAUUUCGAUAUGAAGGUGUAUUAGCUGCAGUGAGAGAUUAUGCUCUUCUCAUGUUCCACAAGCUUGGGACAGUUGAACAUGAAAAGCUAAAAGAUUCACUGAAGAAUAUAAAUGAUCCUGAAGGUAAGGUUAGAACGGUUCUGGCUCCACUGGCUCUUUUGAGGCAUGCAAGUGGUACCUGGGUAUUGCAUAAGCCUGCAGACAAGUCGUUCCUUGAUAACUAUCCUGAGGUUGUGAAGGAACAACAUAGGGCAUGGUUGGCCUCUGAGCAAGAUAUAAAAGCAACCCUUUCAACCUUUGCUGUAAGCAAUUCUAUGAAAACAAUGGUUGCUCCACGGAAGGUUAUAGUUGCCAAUAAGCAGCUAUCAGCCAACAAACUUGAGCAACAUGUAGGGCAGGGUCAGAGUAGCAAGGCUGCCUUGGAAAAAAGUAUGAUAUCAGAUGAACUCCGAGAAGCUUUUCCCAAAGUACUCCGAGAGGUUUUCCACAAGUACAGUGUUUGCAGCUUACAGCUGCUUAGGCAGGGAUUGCGAGAAAUGGCCAUUUCUAGAACUACUCAUCCUAAGCAUAAUUCCGAGCUAGUGGUUGCUGCUGCACGUGUUGCCUCCUCUGUACCCAAUUCAGAACUGCAGUCUAUUCUAAGUACAGUUGCUGUUGAGAUCAAUGGUGUCUAUGUCUUGGAAUCAUUGAAUGACCCAUGUGAUGAGUUUAGGAGAUUUGUUAUCAAGCUCUUAAAGGCCAGAGGACCCAAUGCUAAAGUAAAGAAGAUAGAAACGCUUGAAGCUUUCAAAAUGCAUUGCAAUGUGGAAGUUCCAAGACCUAUAUAUAACAAGGUCAUGAACGAGCUCUGCGUCUCAGUGGGCAAUGCUUGGAUGAUGAAAUCAGGCGAUGGGAAGCCACCAUAAAGAACAUUCUACUUGCCUGUUAAUAAUCUGGUUUUGCAUCUUGGUGGUGGUUGAAAUUUAUUACCUUGUGGGGACAGCCUGUUCUUAGACCUGUGAUGUGCACAUCGUUCCACGAGCUUCUAAAUAUCUAGCAUUGUCAUUAACUGGUGGUAGAAACAAAUUAACCUCCAUUGUCAUGAGUCGAGAAUUUGUGCAACUUUUCUUUCUUUUAGGAUUUUCUUGUCACGUGUAUUGAAUCGCUGCCUGCUCAUAUAUUUUGCAGCACUAUGUAUAAAUUGCAUUGUUAUUUUUUUCUUCCUUGCGUCGGAAUUGUAUAUGUUUGAGGGAGAACAUAAAAAAAUUUAAGGAUAUUUCAGCUAUCCAUCAAAUUUUGUAUAAUAGUAAGUAUUUAUUUAUUUUU
Messenger RNA from Nymphaea colorata (pocket water lily), 3001 nucleotides. RefSeq lists its product as uncharacterized. Gene Ontology annotation, cellular component: nucleus; RNA polymerase III complex. Bases 415 to 2601 code for a protein of 728 amino acids. The record is from RefSeq and is a predicted model, not a curated record. Gene Ontology annotation, biological process: DNA-templated transcription. Lineage: Eukaryota; Viridiplantae; Streptophyta; Magnoliopsida; Nymphaeales; Nymphaeaceae. The transcript has 15 exons.